Molecule: messenger RNA, 897 nt
Organism: Vitis vinifera (wine grape)
Lineage: Eukaryota; Viridiplantae; Streptophyta; Magnoliopsida; Vitales; Vitaceae
Product: transcription initiation factor TFIID subunit 10
Exons: 6
Coding region: 239-649 (136 amino acids)
Biological process (GO): transcription initiation at RNA polymerase II promoter
Cellular component (GO): nucleus; transcription factor TFIID complex; SAGA complex
Molecular function (GO): RNA polymerase II general transcription initiation factor activity; promoter-specific chromatin binding
Source: RefSeq, a predicted model, not a curated record
CACCAAAAAUUGAUAAAAUAAUAAUAUAUUCAAGUUAUUAAUUUAUAAUUUUAAAUUAAAAAUAAAAUUGAUAAUGCGUAUACAUGCUUUUGGGUCUACAUGUUUAAAUGCAUUAAAAAAUAAUUCGAGAAAUUUUUUUUAGGAAUACUAAAAAAUAAAAAUUGUAAAUAAAAGCCAGAGGAGAGGUGAGAAACUGAAGCAAAUAGAAGGAAAACGCAUUCCGGGACAGAGAGGGAGGAUGAAUCAAAACCAAGGAGGCAACGAUGCUAGGCACGACGAUGAUUCUGCGCUGUCUGAUUUUCUCGCUUCCCUUAUGGACUACACUCCGACUAUACCAGAUGAACUGGUGGAGCAUUAUUUAGCCAAAAGUGGGUUUCAGUGUCCCGAUGUUCGAUUAAUUAGACUAGUAGCUGUUGCCACUCAGAAGUUUGUCGCAGAGGUUGCUAGUGAUGCGCUUCAGCAAUGCAAAGCAAGGCAGUCAGCAGUAGUCAAGGACAAAAGGGAUAAACAGCAAAAGGAUAAGCGCCUGAUCUUGACAAUGGAGGACCUCUCUAAGGCUCUGCGUGAGUGUGGUGUGAAUGUGAAACAUCAAGAGUACUUUGCAGAUAGCCCUUCAACUGGGAUGGAUCCUGCUUCAAGAGAUGAAUGAGCUGAUGAUCAAGUUGAUCUGUAUAACAAUUUCUUCAAUGUUUUUAUAUUUAAGCCCCUUAACACAUUUUGCUUUGUUUUCAAACUUGCCCUUUUUAGUCAUGCCUAUUGUUUUUUUUUCUCUUUAAACCAUGGAGUUUUUAUUAUAGGUAGCUGCUGUCUACCUAUUAGCCCAUCUUCUUGUAAAAAUAGUAGGUUUUUAUCUAUUUGAUGAUCAAGUCCCUCAUAAAAAGUGGAAAUCUUUUCUUC